Rubroshorea leprosula is the source of this 1767-nucleotide messenger RNA. NCBI's taxonomy places the organism in Eukaryota, Viridiplantae, Streptophyta, Magnoliopsida, Malvales, Dipterocarpaceae. The record is from the annotation of a GenBank genome assembly.
UAGUAUAUGAUUUGAGUAAAAUAAAAAUAAUUGACAUUUUAGUGUUUUCCCCUUUGAAUAUUCAAAAAAACAAAAAAAUGAAGAAGAAGAGGAAAGGGGAGAAAAUAGAGAGCAAGAAUUUGCAGCGCAAAAGAGAGAAAGAAAGAGGAGGGGAAGGGAUUUGUGUUACUAGACGGAGGAGAAGGGUGGCGGCGAGCGACGGAGAGGCGGAGAGGCGCGGUAGUCGUCUCCAAGUGUUCUUGUCGUCACUGUUUGCGAGCAUUGGAGGAGUCCUUGGCCAGGCUCAACAAGAAGAAGAAGAAGAAGGAGGAGGAGAUCCAGAAAUGGCGUCGAGAGCUGUCGUUCCUCGCCAACAGAUCGGAGGCGAAAUGAAACAGAAUAACGGAUUGGGAGCAGAUGGAAGAGCUCGACGUGUUCUUCAAGAUAUUGGCAAUUUAGUGGUUGAACGAGUUGGACAAGGAAAGGUAGAUGGGGCGAUCGGGAAAGGAGGCGGAGUGGAGAAAAAAGUGGUGGCAGCAGCGGCAGUAGCUCAGAGGAAGGUAGUUCAGAAGCCGUCACAACCGGAGAAUGUGAUCGUCAUAAGCUCUGAUGAAACAGAUAAGACCAUGCCUGUUAGCAGGAGGAGGAAGGAAGUGAAGAAGAGCAUCACUUCAAUUCUCACUGCUCGAAGCAAGGCUGUUUGCGGAAUUGCGAAUAAGCCACAGGAAUUGAUCGCAGACAUUGAUGCAGAUGAUGCUGAGAAUCACUUGGCUGUUGUUGAAUAUGUAGAUGAUAUCUAUAAGUUCUACAAAGAUUCGGAGGGAGAUGAACGAGUACAGAAUUACAUUGAUUUACAGCCUGAAAUCAAUGCAAAGAUGAGGGCGAUCCUAGUGGACUGGUUGAUUGAAGUUCAUCGCAAAUUCGAGCUUAUGCCAGAAACCCUCUAUCUCACCAUAAACAUUGUGGAUCGAUUCCUUUCUAAAAAGGUUGUGUCCAGGAGGGAACUUCAGCUGGUUGGCAUUGGUGCAAUGCUCAUAGCAUGCAAGUAUGAAGAGAUAUGGGCUCCUGAGGUUAAUGACUUUGUUUUCAUAUCAGACAAUGCCUAUAUGAGAGAUCAGGUCCUGGUAAUGGAGAAGGCAAUUCUGAACAAGUUGGAAUGGUACUUGACUGUUCCUACCCCGUAUGUCUUCCUGGCACGAUAUAUCAAAGCCUCAAUCCCAUCUGACAGCGAGAUGGAGAAUUUGGUGUUUUUCUUGGCUGAACUUGGCCUGAUGCAGUACCAGGCCAUUGUUCUGUACCAUCCCUCCCUGUUUGCUGCUGCUGUAGUUUAUGCAGCAAGAUGCACACUUGACAAAAGACCUCUUUGGAGUGAAACUUUGAAGUUCCACGCAGGCUACUCUGAAGACCAGCUGAUGGAUUGUGCAAAGCUUUUGGUUAAAUUUCACUCCACAGCUGCAGAAGGCAAGCUCAAGGCAGUGUACCGGAAAUUUUCUGGCGCAAAUCACAGUGCUGUUGCUCUCCUCUCUCCAGCCAAGAGCCUUUUGCCAAAUCAUGAAGAAUUAAACUGAAUCUGAAAGGAGAUGCUUUUGGGUGAAAUGCUCUGCUUUGGUGUAGUGUAGGAAUAGAUCAUAUUUCCUGUUAUGAUCAUUUUAUCAUCUGAAUUGUGACAGAUUGUUUCUUUAGACAUCAAUUUGCUCCUUGUAAGCUGGAUACACACCAGCUUGUAUUUGGUUGUUUCUAUGUGAAAAUUAGAGUGCUGUUGGUUAUUAUUAAAAUUAUUAAUUUUAU